AUGGCUCACACACCGACGGCGAAAAGGAGCAAAGCUGAAGCUUUACGCCGGGAAAAAGAAGAGCUUGCUGCGCAAUUGCGGGAGGAGCAGUGUAAGGAAAGAGCUGAGCGAAUCCGUAAAGAACGCGAGGAGAAAGCGUUAAGAGCUCAGCGACGAAGAGAACAAAAGGAAGCUGAAGAAAAGCAAAAGGCGGAAGCGCGGAAGCGAAAGGAAGAAUUGGAUGAGCGGAGGAGGGAGGAAUUUCGAAUCCAGAAAAGCCCAUCGUGA
Cooperia oncophora is the source of this 267-nucleotide messenger RNA. The record is from the annotation of a GenBank genome assembly. Lineage: Eukaryota; Metazoa; Nematoda; Chromadorea; Rhabditida; Trichostrongylidae.